Molecule: messenger RNA, 6686 nt
Organism: Pelobates fuscus (common spadefoot toad)
Lineage: Eukaryota; Metazoa; Chordata; Amphibia; Anura; Pelobatidae
Gene: RASA2
Product: RAS p21 protein activator 2
Exons: 24
Coding region: 37-2538 (833 amino acids)
Biological process (GO): intracellular signal transduction; regulation of GTPase activity
Source: RefSeq, a predicted model, not a curated record
GCAGAGGCAGAGCCAGAGACACUGCCGCCGCCGGACAUGGCAGGAGAGCAGCGGGCAGGAGGCGGAGGAGAGGCCGGGGAUCCGCUCGCGGCCCCCGUGCGGGUCCUGCAGAGUUUGCGGGGCAAGAUAUGUGCAGCAAAGAAUUUACUGCCUUAUCCAGGACCAAACAAAAUGAGAGACUGCUUCUGCACCGUGAAUUUGGACCAAGAAGAAAUCUUCAAAACAAAAGUGGUAGAGAAAUCGUUAAACCCUUUAUAUGGUGAAGAUUUUUACUUUGAAAUUCCAAGAACGUUCCACAACCUCUCCUUUUAUAUCUAUGAUAAGACUGUUUUACAGCGAGAUCUUCGGAUAGGAAAGGUUUCCAUAAAAAAGGAGGAUUUGUACAGAUAUGUCGGUGAAGAACCUUGGUUUCCACUUCAACCCAUUGAUUCCAACUCUGAAGUGCAAGGAAAGGUCCACUUGGAGCUUAAGCUAAAUGAACUGAUCACAGACAAUGGAUCGGUGCAGCAGCUUAUGGUACACAUUAUGGAAUGUGAAGGGUUGCCCCUCGUUAAUGGGCAAAGCUGUGAUGCAUAUGCUACAGUCUCCCUAGUUGGCCCAUCUAGAAAUGAUCAAAAGCGAACCAAGGUAAAAAAGAAAACAAGCAACCCACAGUUCAACGAGAAAUUCUACUUUGAGGUGACGCGGUCAAGCAGCUACACCAAGAAGUCCCAAUUCCAAGUGGAGGAAGAAGAUAUUGAAAAGCUAGAAGUGAGGGUUGACCUGUGGAACAAUGGGAACCUUGGCCAGUCUUUUCUUGGUGAAAUUAGAAUAUCCGUUAAUGUUCUACGGAACGACUCAUUCCACAAGGCAUGGUAUCUUCUGCAGCCAAAAGACAAUGGAAACAAAUCCUCAAAGUAUGAUGAUUUGGGAUCCCUGCGUUUAAGUAUCUGUUAUACUGAGGACUAUGUGCUAUCUUCAGAAUUUUACAUACCUCUAAGAAGCUUGAUGAUAAAAUCGCCUGAUGUGCAGCCCAUCUCUGCGUCUGCUGCCUUCAUCCUGGGAGAAGUUUGCCGAGAUAAAUAUGAUGCUGUUCUGCCUCUCGUUCGGCUUCUGCUUCAUCACCAAAAAUUGGUUCCGUUUGUGUCGGCCAUUGCUCAGCUUGAUCUGAAUGACACACAGGAAGCAAACACAAUCUUCAGAGGGAACUCUUUAGCUACCCGCUGCUUGGAUGAGACAAUGAAGCUUGUGGGUGAUCACUAUCUAAAAGUAACCCUGAAACAUAUUGUAGAUGAGAUCUGUGACUCCCCUAAACCCUGUGAACUUGACCCUGUUCGUCUUAAAGAAGGGGACAACGUGGACAAUCAUAAAGACAAUCUUCGAUACUAUGUUGACAAGGUCUUCUCUUGCAUAGUAAACUCCAGCAUGAGCUGCCCCACUGUGAUGUGUGACAUGUUUUCUUCCCUUCGACACAUGGCUGUUAGACACUUUCCAAAUGACCCUCAUGUGCAGUAUUCCGCAGUGAGUAGCUUUGUGUUUCUGCGAUUCUUCGCCGUGGCUAUCAUAUCUCCUCACACAUUCCACCUCCGACCCCACCACCCGGAUGCCCAGACAUCUCGAAUUUUGACUCUUGUAUCCAAAACCAUCCAGACCUUGGGGAGUGUUGGCAGUUUGUCAAAGAGCAAGUCUUCUAGCUUCAAGGAACCAUUUAUGUGUGACUUCUUUAAGAUGUUCGAUGAGGAAACCUACACCGUAGCUGUAAAAAAGUUUCUAGAGGAAAUCUCAUCGACUCAAAGCAAAGAGCCAAGUGGAGUGAGCGAAUCAGUAAUUCUGAAAGAAGGGGACAUGUAUAAGCGUGCACAGGGACGGAACCGCAUAGGGAAGAAAAAUUUCAAAAAGAGAUGGUUUUCAUUGACAAACAGAGAGUUUAGCUACCACAAGCAAAAAGAUAAGAAUCCCGUAUUUAGCAUUCCUAUCAAAAGUAUCAUGGCGGUGGAGAAGUUGGAUGAAAGUGCCUUCAAUAAAAAUAACAUGUUCCAGUUGAUUUUUUCUGAAAAGCCACUGUACAUCCAGGCCAGCAAUUGUGUGGAAGCUAGUGAGUGGAUAGAGAUAUUGAACAGAGUGAGCCUUCGGAAUCCAAGGAGACUCAGCAAGUACCAUCCCUCUGCUUAUGUCAGUGGGUGUUGGCUCUGCUGCAAGGCUACCCAGGAAAGCAGUGCAGGCUGCCGUCCAUGCACUAUAGAUGUCCCAGCUGAUGUUGCAUUGGACAUAGAUGGAGAUCGCGAGUGUGAGAGGAUCUAUUCUCUAUUCAGCAAAAACAUGCCAAAACUGCAAAAAAUGGAAGAGGCCUGUGGAACAAUAGCAGUGUACCAGGGUCCCCAGAACGAACAAAAUGAUUACCACUUCACAAUAGAAGAUUCUGUGGAAACCUUUAAGACCCUUAUUCAAAUUAAAAAUAUUGUUGAGAAACUCAACGAGCCCCAUGAUAAGCAUAAGAAGAGAUCAACCAAUGCUAAAUAUGGCAGCCAGGAAAAUCCCAUCGUGGGCAAAGGAUCGUAGCAGUCAUUCUGGACUGAGUAAUUUAUAUCUGGACCAGAUGAAGGACUGAAGCAGGAGGUAGUCUCCCACCCAGUCUCACUCUGGAUUCCUUACUUUUAUUUUAACCACUCUGCAGAAAAUGCUAUAAACCUGCCUUGAGGAGCACUUAUAAAGACCCGAUGGGCACCUCCCGAGCUUGGUGUCUAGUCAUAUAUACUUGAGAAUCAUGAGAAAACUGCACUUGUAUCUUAUAGCAGCCAGGAGAAAAACUGAAUCCUGGUUUGUCAGAUUGACAACAAUGUUACUGCUGGCAGUGCGGUUCAUUCCAUAUUUUCGGACAGAGUGAAGCUGUCUCCCUUAUCUUUAAGAAAGGUGCAUCCAGCACCCCGACUGUGCAGUAUGUUCUGAGGAUUCCAAGCAGGGGUGUACCACUAGUGGACAUCCUACCUUAAAAUAUGGGUUGGAUAUGACGUGUUGAUCACAACAUUGAGACUUCGUGUUAGCACUUUUUAUGAUCAGUGCCAUUUGUAACAGUCAGCUACCCCUCUUACCAAACAGCCGAACUGAGACACAGUAUAUAAGAGGGGUGUGUUACCCAGAAUGUUUGUGGAUCCGCGGAUUAUUGAGGCACACUAACGUCAAACUUCAACAGAUUUUACCACCUCAAGCAGCGCUACAUUUAUCAGGAAAUUAGGACAUAACUUUUUCGAACGGUACAAAUAAUUUUCCCUCUGCCUAUUUAUUUUCUUUCUACUGUAGAUUUGUUGCACUGAUUUGUUGUAAUUUUUUACUAAAUGUGUGUGUGAGUGCGAUAUGUGUGUUUCUUUAUUAACAGAACAUAUAUUCAUGAGCUCAGUAUGAAUGCACAAGUCUGAAAGUGAGCAGGCUGCUAUGAGAUAUUUGAAAAGUUGAGAAACUGCAGAAGGUUAAACGAAACCUGGGCAGAUAUCCUGUCACUAACAUGCUGUAUUUCAAACAAUGUAAACUGUGGAUAAUUACAUCUCUAUUAUCAGCAGGAUGUUUUAACAUGGUUUUAUUCAUUAAACCGUGAUUCGUAGUAACGUAAAAGCUGAAUUGCAGAAAUAAAAUAAUCGAACUGUGACAAUAGUUGCAGUGGAGAAUCUUUCCAGCUUGAUUAUUUUGGCCUUUAAAGGAUCAAUAAAUGCACCCAGACCACUUGAUUUUAAUGAAAUGGCCUGUGUGCAUUGGCCCUGUAGCUUUAACCCUGCAAUGUAAAACAUUGUUUUUGUAGAAACUGCAAUAUUUAUAUUGCCGGGUUAAACACACCUCUAGCAGCUGUCUUUCAGCACAAAGUUUCUCCGCGCUGGAAACAAAGGUAAGUAAAACCUUUUCUCUCUAUAGCGUUAGGAAUACAUGUUUAUAUUCCUAACUCUAUAGUGUUCCUUUAAUUUUGUAAUGAGAUUUCCAUUUCACUAUGAUUCAGUUUAUUGAAUAAAACCUUAAACGUUAUACCUUCUGUAUGCAAGAGCAGGCUUAGCUGAUGGAGUGUCUCUUUAGCCCGUAUUUGAAUGCUAGUUUUUGUUAAGUCUUGCUGCCUGUCCACUGAGUUUUCUUGUCUGUGUCUGCUACUAAAUACUAUACUGUUCCCAGUUUCAGCCAUGCUGUUUUAAAUCUGAUAGACCAACAGCAGCCAAAAAAAAAAUUUGCUCCCUGUUCACAAAGAGUCUUACUGUGGAUGAGGUUGAUGCGCCACGACAAGUGUAAAAUAUGCCCGCUUGUGAAGAGGAAGCUUAAUUCUUGGCGCCCAUGCUCCUCUGUACGUGCCAUUAUAUACCUUGGUUGAUUUGCAAAAAGAAUGUUGGCUUGUAAAUUAAUGUGUGAGUGAAUUAACAAAAUGUAAAAUGCUUCAGCGUCCUGUUACAAUGACAAUGGUAUAAAUGUUGUUAAAAACGAACAGGAAGGGCUUUUUUUUUUUAAAUUUUUUUUUUGAGUACCUAAAGCCAGCUCUUAAACCAAUGUUGGUCAUACAUAAUGAAAAUAAAGAUUGCCACAUGAAUCGAAUUUAGCUACCUUGGAGUAAGCAACUGGAAAGACUCUGUAGGUCAGCAAAUCAUUAUGUUUAGAAUGUUUUUCUUCUGCUCUUUGUAUAAUUAAUCAUAGGAAUACAUAAUUUGAGUGCCAGAGGAAGGGUAAGGCCUUGUUCCUCAAUGUUUGCACACACCUCUGGCCCUUAUAGUGCUAUAGAUUAGAGCUUUUGGCCUGUUUCAUGACCACUCUGAGCACUUUAGUAAUCUGAAUUAUUACAGAUUAUGUAAGUAUUUUUUUUUUUUUCCUUUUAGAUACGUAGAGUAUCUAGUAAUUCUCUUCUCGACGAUCAGUUCCAUGAUCAUUGCUGUUUGGUUUUGUUUUGGAUUGUUUUAAGUAAAAAAAAGUACAUUGGCAAAAAAACGAAAAAAAAAAAACCUAAAAACUUUGAGACCAAAGAGGACUUCUUAUCUUUCUGUAAAUAUUUAUUUUUAAGGCUUGCUUUCAGUGUGACAAAUUAUGCUUUAUUCAGUAUUAAUACACAGGUACUGCCUUAUUCACAUUAUGUGCUACUGUAGGAAGAGAUUUUAAGUCUAGUAAGCUAGUUUGCGUCUAUACUCGUAUACUCAAUAUUAAAUUAUGGUUAACCUGUUUUCUGCGAGGUGUUCCAGCAUCUCCUAUCAGUACAGUGAGUUACAGUCUAGCUGGAGGUGUACGAAUUUAUGUCUCUUCUCCAUUAGUUUACACUUGGUCACACACUUGAUCUAGGUAAAGAUUACAGACAGCUUGCUUACAAUACAUCCAAAUUACCUUUCCCCAAUUAUUUCUCCUUACAAAUAUAUGUGGAGCACCUACUUCAAUCAGUGAAUUAGUUUUUCAUUUGGCAGUGCUGCCUUUUAAUAUUUUGUCCCUUCCCGUAAAUAAUCUGUUUUAUUUAUUUGUACUAUCUCCCUCCACAUCCUUCCCUAAAUAACCCCAGGAAGUGGGCAUAACUCCACCAUAGCAGUCAUGCUAGUUCUUUCUGUUGUUUUGACGAGUAUGUUUGCUCCCAGUAUUUUUGUCCACGAAGGACUCAUUUUAGGAGACUAAGCAAUAAUAUUGUCAUCUAAAAGAGCCAGUCAUUCAUCUCGUUCAGUUAUUAGAGUGCCUGGAAGGUUAUAAAGUCAUUUUCUUACACUCUGAUUAGAACAGAGAUCCAGACACCAGGAUAAGAAGUAUGGAGGGAGCCAAAAUUCUGAUCUACUUGCCAGAUUGUCAGAUUUCUGUGUAACAUUGAGUUUUUUUUUAUAUUCUGAUGGGCAAGGCUUGCAAGAGAUGCCUGACAAUAGGUGGAAUUCAUAUGCUCUCAGUGAAAUGAUGUAACACUGCAGUGUUACUAAUAAGGGGGGGUUAAUAGAACACCACCUCAUUAAUGAACCAAAAGGUUAAAUAACCCUUUAAACACUUACCAGGAAUCUCGGAGCUGGCUCAGUCUCCACCGCCUCUGAUGUCAGCACAAGGGAGAAUCUAAUGUGCAUGCGCGACAAGUGCCGCAUGGACAUUAGUCCUUUCCCACAGGAAAACAUGCAAAGCGUGAGGACGUCCUGCGUUGUUUUAGAGAGUUAAACUCCGUGGAACUGCAAGAAGCACCUCCAGUGGCUGUCUGGUAGACCGCAACUAGAGACAGGCUUAACCAUGCAAUGUAAACGUUCAGUUUCUCUAAAACAGAAAUGUUUUCACUUGCAGGGUUAAGGGGAGAGGGACACGCCACCCAGACCACUUCAAUGAGAUGAAAUGGUCUGUUUUGUAGUGUCCCUUUAAGCACUUUUAAAGCGUCUCUGUCACACACUUCUAGUUAGUCCAUCUCCCACAAUCUCAAUUAACCACACUCACAAACAUACCUAACAAACAUUUUCAUACACUUUUUCUUCCAUUGUCAAUCUCGUUUUUAUUGAAAGAUUUUGUUAUACGUUUGUAACUUUUUAGACAGAAAGUUAGUUCAAGAGGAUACAAAAGUAUUGUUCCGUAAAUCGGCAACAUGAGCAAAUUUGCGAAUCAAAUUUAAAUGCGGGUACACUCUAAGAAUGAGGUGUGUAUACCUCAAGGCAGAUAUUGUCAGUGCGUGGGUGUAUGCACUCUUAAUUAGCCUCUGGCGCACCUCAUUAGCAACACAUAUAUAAAAAAUACUCUCAUUUGCACACUUA